GCACGGAAUUCCCUGGUAUUGUUGCUCGCCCGAUGGGGAAUUUCGCACACAAAGCCGAGUUCCAUUACCAGACACUACGGUGUAAUGUCGAUCUCUUGAAAAUGGUCCAGCUCGGAAUUACCCUAUUCAAUGCCGACGGCGAAGUCCCUCCCGCCCACCCGGAAGCCACAACAUUGCAACCCCCCGCCUAUCUCAACAACCUCAUGGUCACGCCCUGUACGUGGGUGUUCAACUUCCAGUUCUCGCUCGAGGAGGACAUGUACGGCGAGAACUCGAUCGCGCUUCUGAAAGCCGCAGGGGCCGACUUCGAAAAACAUGCGGACAUCGGUAUUGACCCGCUAGAAUUCGGUUCCCUCCUGAUCACAUCCGGACUGGUCCUUUCCGACGAUGUGCAUUGGAUAUCCUUCCACGGUGGCUACGACUUCGCGUACCUGAUGAAGUUCAUGUGGUGUCAAGCAUUACCCAACGACGAGGAAAGUUUCCAGACGCUGGUGCAGAAGUAUUUCCCGCAGUUGGUCGACGUCAAGUUCAUCUACAUGGACCUCAAAAAGCGGCACCAGGCUAAUGUCCCCAUGAACCCCGAAGCGGCCAGCAUGAUGAGCCGACUGAACGGCAAAGGUACCCUCCAAGACCUCGCCGACGAGCUCGGCUGCCAACGCUUCGGCUCGCCCCAAACCUGCGGGACGAACGCCUGGAUGACCGGCAACAUCUACUUCGCGCUGCGUAGCAAGAUCUACGAAGGGCAGAUCCCCGAGGAGUUUUACGGCCAGAUGUGGGGCAUUACCAGCGUGGGGAACCCGGCGUCUGCGACGAUGCAGCAGGCCAUCCUGGCGCUCCAGAGCGGGGGGGGGAUGAACGGCACCAACGUCGGCGGCAUGAACUUCCACUCCGGCACGCCGUCGCGCGACGGGGCGCCGAGUACGCCAACAACGAAUCCGGCGGGGUUGGCGACGUCGACGCCCGGGCCGCAGGGCAGCCAUCCGGGGAUGGGGACGUUCACACCGGGAGCCGGAGGGAUAUUUGGGAACUUCCAGUACGGGAAGUAAAUGGGCAUGGACGGAUCGGGAGCAAAGCCGGGUCAUAGAUCUUUCGUUUACGGUCGGGAUGGAUAUGCUGGUUUCUUGAUACCUUAUUUGCGGCAGCUUGAGACGGUCUUCAAAUGGGUCUUGGAAGCAUGUCUCUCGGGAUCUUGCUGAGGCGUUUGCUUUGAACUGCACCUGUAAGAUAUCAUCAUGCACUGGCGACCUGGUGGUACUCACGGCGUCUUACGGGACAGGAC
Messenger RNA from Eremomyces bilateralis CBS 781.70, 1279 nucleotides. Its product is annotated as ribonuclease H-like protein. Gene Ontology annotation, cellular component: P-body; CCR4-NOT core complex; CCR4-NOT complex. The record is from RefSeq and is a predicted model, not a curated record. The transcript has a single exon. The coding region runs from base 102 to 1046 and encodes 314 amino acids. Gene Ontology annotation, molecular function: poly(A)-specific ribonuclease activity; nucleic acid binding. Lineage: Eukaryota; Fungi; Ascomycota; Dothideomycetes; Eremomycetales; Eremomycetaceae.